AUGCAUUUGAGGCUCCAAGACUUCAAAUCAGUAAGUGAUUAUAAUUCUGCACAAUUCAAAAUCAGUUUAAAAUUGAAGUUAUGUGGAGAAAAAAUUACUGAUAGUGAUAUGCUAGAAAAGACAUACUCAACCUUUCAUGUCUUAAAUAUACUCUUGCAACAACAAUAUCGAGAGAAAGGUUUUAAGAAAUAUUCUGAGCUCAUAUCAUGCCUUCUGGUUGCUGAGCAAAAUAAUGAGCUAUUGAUGAAAAAUCGUGAAUCUCGACCAACGGGAGCAACGCCAUUCCUAGAGGCUAAUGCUGUAAAUUUCAAUAAUCGUGGUCGAGGUCGAGGUCGUGGUCGAGGGCGUGACCGUGGUAGAGGAAGAAAUAAUUUUUCAUUUCUUGGUGGGCGUUAUAAUCGUCCAAAUUUUAAAAGAACCACACGAAAUGUUGAUCAUAAAGGAAAAACUCCACAAGAUCAGAAUUCCAGAAGUGUUGAAAAUAAGUGCUUCCGAUGCGGUAUGACUGGGCAUUGGGCACAUAUUUGUCGUACAUUGAAACACUUAGUGGAUCUUUAUCAAGCUUCCUUGAAAGAAAAAGGAAAUAAUGUGGAAGCAAAUCUUGCCUACCACGAUGGUGAUAUCUUUGACGCUGCCAAUAUUACAAGUUUGGAUGUGACUGACUUUCUUGAAUCUCCUGGAGAACAAAUUGGCACAUUGAGCACAAUGGAUGGAAUAGCAAGUGCUUCUUUUGAUUUUGGGAAUAUUCAGAACUAA
Messenger RNA from Momordica charantia (bitter melon), 756 nucleotides. The record is from RefSeq and is a predicted model, not a curated record. NCBI's taxonomy places the organism in Eukaryota, Viridiplantae, Streptophyta, Magnoliopsida, Cucurbitales, Cucurbitaceae.